AUGGUCGGACUGCUUUCAAUCACCGCGGCGCUUGCCGCGACUGUGUUGCCAAACAUUGUCUCUGCCGUUGGUCUGGAUCAGGCUGCAGUUGCCAAAGGACUUCAAUACUUUGGCACAGCUACGGAUAAUCCCGAGCUCACGGAUAUUCCAUACGUUACUCAGCUGAACAACACCGCGGACUUUGGUCAAAUUACCCCUGGAAACUCGAUGAAGUGGGAUGCCACAGAACCAUCUCAGGGCACCUUCACGUUCACGAAAGGCGAUGUCAUUGCAGAUCUGGCUGAGGGUAAUGGCCAAUAUCUCCGAUGUCAUACUCUGGUUUGGUAUAAUCAGCUACCUAGCUGGGUGACUAGCGGAUCUUGGACUAAUGCUACUCUCACCGCCGCAUUGAAGAACCACAUCACGAAUGUGGUGUCGCACUACAAAGGGAAAUGUCUUCAUUGGGACGUGCUGUUCUACAAUGACUACAACCUCGAAUACGGCGGCGCCAAAGCCGCCAGCGCCCGCGCCAUUGUCCAGCUGGUCAAAAAUGCAGGUGCCAAGAUCGACGGGGUAGGGUUGCAGGCCCACUUCAGCGUCGGCACCGUGCCGAGUACGAGCUCGCUCGUCUCGGUGCUGCAAUCUUUCACUGCGCUCGGGGUCGAGGUCGCCUACACGGAGGCCGACGUGCGCAUUCUCCUGCCCACCACCGCCACUACCCUGGCCCAACAGUCGAGCGAUUUCCAGGCCCUGGUGCAAUCCUGUGUGCAGACAACGGGCUGCGUCGGCUUCACUAUCUGGGAUUGGACAGAUAAGUACAGCUGGGUUCCCAGCACGUUCUCGGGCUAUGGGGCGGCGCUACCCUGGGAUGAGAACCUGGUUAAGAAGCCCGCGUACAAUGGCUUGUUGGCCGGCAUGGGGGUUACAGUUACCACUACGACUACCACCACCACUGCUACUGCCACUGGUAAGACUACGACUACCACGACGGGUGCCACGAGCACGGGGACUACGGCUGCGCAUUGGGGGCAGUGUGGAGGGCUCAACUGGAGUGGACCGACGGCGUGUGCCACUGGGUACACCUGCACUUAUGUCAAUGACUAUUACUCGCAGUGUCUGUGA
This is a messenger RNA of Aspergillus brunneoviolaceus CBS 621.78, 1101 nucleotides long. RefSeq names its product putative endo-1,4-beta-xylanase. The transcript has 5 exons. The record is from RefSeq and is a predicted model, not a curated record. Lineage: Eukaryota; Fungi; Ascomycota; Eurotiomycetes; Eurotiales; Aspergillaceae. The coding region runs from base 1 to 1101 and encodes 366 amino acids. Gene Ontology annotation, cellular component: extracellular region. Gene Ontology annotation, biological process: carbohydrate metabolic process. Gene Ontology annotation, molecular function: cellulose binding; hydrolase activity, hydrolyzing O-glycosyl compounds.